AUGAAGCUCCUGAUUGAGACUGCUGUUCUUUUUGUCUUUGUGCUUGGACCAAAGGAAACGGACUCCCAGUUUCUUGCGCCUCUUCUAGGAGGAGGAGGAGGUGCAGGAAGAGGAGCAGGCCCUUUCCCGUUUAACUUCUUGAACAAGCUUAUUGCGCCUCUAGGAGGAGGAGGAGGAGGAAGAAUUGGUGUUCAGCUCUAUGGUCAUCAACCCUAUGGUCCUCAGGGUAAUAGUCCUCAGCCCUAUGACAACGGUCCUCCUCAGCACGAUGGUCCUCAUAACUAUGGCAGUCCAGCUGACUUGUUAAAGAGCCUUUCGCUUUUGAGGAACAUUUUGGAAAUAAUUAAACCACAAGAGGGUGGCCAAGGCAAUGGUGGUAGUGCUGGCUACAAUGCUGGUUCUGGUGUUUCUGGCUACAAUGGUCAGGCCUCAGGUGGCCAGGGUGGCCAAGUCUAUGGUGGUGGUUCUGGCUACAAUAGUCAGGGCUCAGGUGGCCAGGCUGGCCAAGGUCCUAAUGGCUUUGGUUCUAGUGGGUCAGGGUAUGAUCGUCAGGGCUCUGGAGGCCAAGGUGGCCAAGUCUAUGGUGGUGGUCCUGGCUACAGUGGUGGUCCUGGUGCUUCUGGCUACAAUGGCCAGGGCUCACAUGGCCAGGGUAGCCAAGUAUAUGGUGGUGGUCCUGGCUAUAAUGGUGGUUCUGGUUCUGGUGCUUCUGGCUACAAUGGUCAGGGCUCACAUGGCCAGGGUGGCCAAGGCUUUGGUGGCGGUUCUGGCUACAAUGGUGGUUCUGGCUAUAAUGGUCAGGGCUCAGGUGGCCAGGGUGGCCAAGGCUAUGGUGGUGGUCCUGGCUACAAUGGUGGUUCUGGCUACAAUGGUCAGGGCUCAGGUGGCCAGGGUGGCCAAGCCUAUGGUGGUGGUUCUGGCUACAAUGGCGGUUCUGGUUCUAGUACUUCUGGCUACAAUGGUCAGGGCGCAGGUGGCCAGGCUGGCCAGGGUCCUAAUGGUUUUGGUUCUAGUGGUUCAAGCUAUGAUCGUCAGGGUCAAGGUAGCCAAGGCUAUGGUGGUGGUCCUGGCUACAAUGGUGGUUCUGGUUCUGGAGUUUAUGGCUACAAUGGUCAGGGCUCAGGUGGGCAGGGAGGCCAAGGCUAUCAUGGUGGUUCUGGCUACAAUGGUGGUUCUGAUUCUGGCGCUUCUGACUACAAUGGUCAGGGCUCAGGUGGGCAGGGUCACCAAACAUAUGGCGGUGGUUCUGACUAUAACAGUGGUUCUGGUUCAAGUACUUCUGGCUACAAUGCUCAGGGCUCUAGUGGCCGGGGUGGCCAAGGCUAUGGUGGUGGUAGUGGUUACAAUGGUGGUUCUGGUUCUAGUGCUUCUGGCUACAAUGGUCAGGGCUCUGGUGGCCAGGCUGGCCAAGGUCCUAAUGGUUUUGGUUCUAGUGGUUCAAGCAAUGAUCGUCAGGGCUCUGGAGGCCAAGGUGGCCAAGGCUAUGGUGGUGGUGCUGGCUACAAUGGUGGUUCUGGUUCAGGUGCUUCUGGCUACAAUGAUCAGAGCUCAGGUGGCCAAGGUGGCCAAGGCUAUGGUGGUGGUGGUGGUUACAAUGGUGGUUCUGGUUCUAGUGCUUCUGGCUACAAUGGUCAGGGCUCUGGUGGCCAGGCUGGCCAAGGUCCUAAUGGUUUUGGUUCUAGUGGUUCAAGCAAUGAUCGUCAGGGCUCUGGAGGCCAAGGUGGCCAAGGCUAUGGUGGUGGUGCUGGCUACAAUGGUGGUUCUGGUUCAGGUGCUUCUGGCUACAAUGAUCAGAGCUCAGGUGGCCAAGGUGGCCAAGGCUAUGGUGGUGGUGGUGGUUACAAUGGUGGUUCUGGUUCUAGUGCUUCUGGCUACAAUGGUCAGGGCUCUGGUGGCCAGGCUGGCCAAGGUCCUAAUGGUUUUGGUUCUAGUGGUUCAAGCAAUGAUCGUCAGGGCUCUGGAGGCCAAGGUGGCCAAGGCUAUGGUGGUGGUGCUGGCUACAAUGGUGGUUCUGGUUCAGGUGCUUCUGGCUACAAUGAUCAGAGCUCAGGUGGCCAAGGUGGCCAAGGCUAUGGUGGUGGUGGUGGUUACAAUGGUGGUUCUGGUUCUAGUGCUUCUGGCUACAAUGGUCAGGGCUCUGGUGGCCAGGCUGGCCAAGGUCCUAAUGGUUUUGGUUCUAGUGGUUCAAGCAAUGAUCGUCAGGGCUCUGGAGGCCAAGGUGGCCAAGGCUAUGGUGGUGGUGCUGGCUACAAUGGUGGUUCUGGUUCAGGUGCUUCUGGCUACAAUGAUCAGAGCUCAGGUGGCCAAGGUGGCCAAGGCUAUGGUGGCGGUGGUUCUGGCUACAGUGGUGGUUCUGGUACUUCUGCCUACAACGGUCAGGACUCAGGUGGCCAAGGUGACCCAGGCUAUGGAAAUGGUUCUGGUUCUAGGACUUCUGGCUACAAUGCUCAGGGUUAUGGUGGCCGGGGUGACCAAGGCUACAAUGGGAGUUCUGGUACUUCUGGCUACAAUGGUCAGAGCUCAGGUGGCCAAGCUGGCCAAGGUCCUAAUGGUUUUGAUUCUAGUGGUUCAGGCUAUGAUCAUCAGGGCUCUGGAGGCCAAGGUGGCCAAGGCUAUGGUGGUGGUUCUGGCUACAAUGGUGGUUCUGGUACUUCUGCCUACAACGGUCAGGACUCAGGUGGCCAAGCUGGCCAAGGUCCUAAUGGUUUUGGUCCUAGUGGUUCAGGCUAUGAUCAUAAGGGCUCUGGAGGCCAAGGUGACCAAGGCUAUGGAAAUGGUUCUGGUUCUAGGACUUCUGGCUACAACGCUCAGGGUUAUGGUGGCCAGGGUGACCAAGUCUACGGCGGUGGUUCUGGUUCUGCCUCCAGUGGUGAUACUGGCAGUUCUGGCUCCAAUGGGCAGGGCUACGGUGGUCAGCCUAGCCAAGGUUCUAAUGCCUCUGUUUCCCGGGGUCCAGGCGAUGAUCGUCAGGAGAAUAGUGGCCAGGUUGGCCCAGGUUACAGAAAUUCUGCUUCUAGUGGUUCGAGCUAUGAUGGUCAGGGCUACAAUAGCCAGCCUCCUCCAGAAGAACGUAAAUAUGAAACUCAGGAGCCUCCUCAAGCCAGACCAGAAAAUGAGCCUACAAGGCCUUCUUCACCAGAAAAUCAACCUCAGAGAGAACCAGAAAGUGAACCUCAGAAGCCUUCUUCACGGGAAUCAGAAGAAUCUCAGGGUGGCCAAGGUAAUGGUGGUGGUGCUGGCAACAAUGGUGGUUCUGGCUACAAUGGUCAGUGGUCACGUGGCCAGGGUGGCCAAGGUAAUGGUGGUGGUGCUGGCAACAAUGGUGGUUCUGGCUACAAUGGUCAGUGGUCACGUGGCCAGGGUCGCCAAGGCUAUGGUGGUGGUUCUGGCUAUAAUGGUGGUUCUGGUACUGCUGGCAACAAUGGUCAGGGCUCAGGUGGCUGGGGUGGCCAAGGAUAUGGUGGUGGUGCUGGCAACAAUGGUGGUUCUGGCUACAAUGGUCAGUGGUCACGUGGCCAGGGUGGCCAAGGUUAUGGUGGUGGCAACAAUGGUGGUUCUGGCUACAAUGGUCAGUGGUCACGUGGCCAGGGUGGCGAAGGUUAUGGUGGUGGCAACAAUGGGGGUUCUGGCUACAAUGGUCAGUGGUCACGUGGCCAGGGAGGCCAAGGCAGCGGCAGCAGCAGUGGUAAUGGCUACAAUGGUGGUGCUGCCAACAAUGGUCAGGGCACAGAUUUCCGGGGUAGCCAAGGUUAUGGUGGUGGCAACAAUGGUGGUUCUGGCUACAAUGGUCAGUGGUCACGUGGCCAGGGAGGCCAAGGCAGCGGCGGCGGCAGUGGUAAUGGCUACAAUGGUGGUUCUGCCAACAAUGGUCAGGGCUCAGAUUUCCGGGGAGGCCAAGGCAGCGGCAGCAGCAGUGGUAAUGGCUACAAUGGUGGUGGUGCCAACAAUGGUCAGGGCACAGAUUUCCGGGGAGGCCAAGGCAGCGGCAGCAGCAGUGGUAAUGGCUACAAUGGUGGUGCUGCCAACAAUGGUCAGGGCACAGAUUUCCGGGGAGGCCAAGGCAGCGGCGGCAGCAGUGGUAAUGGCUACAAUGGUGGUUCUGCCAACAAUGGUCAGGGCUCAUAUUUCCGGGGUGACCAAGGUUAUGGUGCUGGCAACAAUGGUGGUUCUGGCUACAAUGGUCAGUGGUCACGUGGCCAGGGAGGCCAAGGCAGCGGCGGCAGCAGUGGUAAUGGCUACAAUGGUGGUGCUGCCAACAAUGGUCAGGGCACAGAUUUCCGGGGAGGCCAAGGCAGCGGCAGCAGCAGUGGUAAUGGCUACAAUGGUGGUGCUGCCAACAAUGGUCAGGGCACAGAUUUCCGGGGAGGCCAAGGCAGCGGCGGCAGCAGUGGUAAUGGCUACAGUGGUGGUUCUGCCAACAAUGGUCAGGGCUCAGAUUUCCGGGGAGGUCAAGGCAGCGGCGGCAGCAGUGGUAAUGGCUACAAUCGUGAUGCUGCCAACAAUGGUCAGGGCACAGAUUUACGGGGAGGCCAAGGCAGCGGCAGCAGCAGUGGUAAUGGCUACAAUGGUGGUGCUGCCAACAAUGGUCAGGGCACAGAUUUCCGGGGAGGCCAAGGCAGCGGCGGCAGCAGUGGUAAUGGCUACAAUGGUGGUGCUUCCAACAAUGGUCAGGGCACAGAUUUACGGGGAGGCCAAGGCAGCGGCAGCAGCAGUGGUAAUGGCUACAAUGGUGGUGCUUCCAACAAUGGUCAGGGCACAGAUUUCCGGGGAGGCCAAGGCAGCGGCAGCAGCAGUGGUAAUGGCUACAAUGGUGGUGCUGCCAACAAUGGUCAGGGCACAGAUUUCCUGGGAGGCCAAGGCAGCGGCAGCAGCAGUGGUAAUGGCUACAAUGGUGGUGCUGCCAACAAUGGUCAGGGCACAGAUUUCCGGGGAGGCCAAGGCAGCGGCAGCAGCAGUGGUAAUGGCUACAAUGGUGGUGCUGCCAACAAUGGUCAGGGCACAGAUUUCCGGGGAGGCCAAGGCAGCGGCAGCAGCAGUGGUAAUGGCUACAAUGGUGGUGCUGCCAACAAUGGUCAGGGCACAGAUUUCCUGAGAGGCCAAGGCAGCGGCGGCAGCAGUGGUAAUGGCUACAAUGGUGGUGCUGCCAACAAUGGUCAGGUCACAGAUUUGCGGGGGGACCAAGGCAGCGGCACCAGCAGUGCUAAUGGAUAUAAUGGUGGUGCUGCCAACAAUGGUCAGGGCACAGAUUUCCGGGGAGGCCAAGGCAGCGGCAGCAGCAGUGGUAAUGGCUACAAUGGUGGUGCUGCCAACAAUGGUCAGGGCACAGAUUUCUGGGGGGGCCAAGGCAGCCGUGGUGGUAGUAAUGGCUACAAUCGUAGUUCUGCCUACAAUGGUCAGGGCACAGAUUUCCGGGGGGGCCAAGGCAGCCGUGGUGGUAGUAAUGGCUACAAUCGUAGUUCUGCCUACAAUGGUCAGGACACAGAUUUCUGGGGGGGCCAAGGCGGCCGUGGUGGUAGUAAUGGCUACAAUCGUAGUUCUGCCUACAAUGGUCAGGGCACAGAUUUCUGGGGGGGCCAAGGUGGCCGUGGUGGUAGUAAUGGCUACAAUCGUAGUUCUGCCUACAAUGGUCAGGGCACAGAUUUCUGGGGGGGCCAAGGCGGUCAAGGUGGUAGUAAUGGCUUCAAUCGUAGUUCUGGUCAGGGCACAGGUUUCUGGAGGGGCCAAGGUGGCCGUGGUGGUAGUAAUGGCUACAAUCGUAGUUCUGCCUAUAAUGUUCAGGGCACAGAUUUCUGGGGGGGCCAAGGCGGUCAAGGUGGUAUUAAUGGCUUCAAUCGUAGUUCUGGUCAGGGCACAGGUUUCUGGGGGGGCCAAGGUGGCCGUGGUGGUAGUAAUGGCUACAAUCGUAGUUCUGCCUACAAUGGUCAGGGCACAGAUUUCUGGGGGGGCCAAGGCGGUCAAGGUGGUAGUAAUGGCUUCAAUCGUAGUUCUGGUCAGGGCACAGGUUUCUGGAGGAGCCAAGGUAGCCGUGGUGGUAGUAAUGGCUACAAUCGUAGUUCUGCCUACAAUGGUCAGGGCACAGAUUUCUGGGGGGGCCAAGGCGGUCAAGGUGGUAGUAAUGGCUUCAAUCGUAGUUCUGAUCAGGGCACAGGUUUCUGGAGGGGCCAAGGUGGCCGUGGUGGUAGUAAUGGCUACAAUCGUAGUUCUGCCUAUAAUGUUCAGGGCACAGAUUUCUGGGGGGGCCAAGGCGGUCAAGGUGGUAUUAAUGGCUUCAAUCGUAGUUCUGGUCAGGGCACAGGUUUCUGGGGGGGCCAAGGUGGCCGUGGUGGUAGUAAUGGCUACAAUCGUAGUUCUGCCUACAAUGGUCAGGGCACAGAUUUCUGGGGGGGCCAAGGCGGUCAAGGUGGUAGUAAUGGCUUCAAUCGUAGUUCUGGUCAGGGCACAGGUUUCUGGAGGAGCCAAGGUAGCCGUGGUGGUAGUAAUGGCUACAAUCGUAGUUCUGCCUACAAUGGUCAGGGCACAGAUUUCUGGGGGGGCCAAGGCGGUCAAGGUGGUAGUAAUGGCUUCAAUCGUAGUUCUGGUCAGGGCACAGGUUUCUGGAGGGGCCAAGGUGGCCGUGGUGGUAGUAAUGGCUACAAUCGUAGUUCUGCCUACAAUGUUCAGGGCUACAAUCGUAGUUCUGCCUACAAUGAUCAGGGCACAGCUUUCCGGAAUGAAAUGGACCAGAUGAAAAUUCUUGGAUACAAACUGGCACUUGAAGCCAAGCUGAAAGUGAGUAUAGCAAAUCCUCUGUGCGCUGUGGCUGAUCGAUAUAUACACUUGAUCUUAGCCAAAAGGCUGAGAAGCCAAAAGGCCGAGGCUGCUCGAUAUUGUUACGCCAAAACUGCCAUCAAGGAAAUAAAACUGAAAUCUUUGGAGCAACUGCAGGUUGAUACUGCAAAACUUGCGCUGAUACAGCUGAACGCUGAUGUCAACAAUGGGAAGAAAGCACAAGAACUCUUGACCGCUGUCCAGACAACUGCAGCUUUUAAGAUCAUCAAUUACAUUGCACAGCAAGAGCUGAACCAGUUGAAAACUAUCAUCACCAAUGGGGCGGAACUCAGCAUAGCAGAACUGACGAAAGCACAAGAACUCUUGAAGGUGAGUAUAGCAAAUCCUUUGUUCGCUGGUUGA
Molecule: messenger RNA, 7170 nt
Organism: Euleptes europaea (tarantolino)
Lineage: Eukaryota; Metazoa; Chordata; Lepidosauria; Squamata; Sphaerodactylidae
Exons: 106
Coding region: 1-7170 (2389 amino acids)
Source: RefSeq, a predicted model, not a curated record